Messenger RNA from Sorghum bicolor (sorghum), 855 nucleotides. RefSeq lists its product as uncharacterized. The record is from RefSeq and is a predicted model, not a curated record. The coding region runs from base 1 to 855 and encodes 284 amino acids. NCBI's taxonomy places the organism in Eukaryota, Viridiplantae, Streptophyta, Magnoliopsida, Poales, Poaceae. The transcript has 2 exons.
AUGGAAGAGAAAGAUGAAGAUGCACUCGGUACCAUUCAUACCAAAGUGUGGAAUGUGACCGAGAAUGACUUUGUUAUCCUUGAUCCCGACAAUCUCACCGACAAGGAUGAAAUCAACCAACAAUGCAAUAAUGCUGCUCUCAAUGCCAUAUAUCAAGGGAUUGAUUCAAAAGUGUUUGAACAAAUUAAAGAUCUUGAAAAAGCAAGUGAAAUGUGGCAAAGAUUGGUUGAGAUAUAUGAGGGCAACCAAAAUGUCAAGAGUGCCAAGUUGUACAUGCUCAAGGACAAGCUAUUCAACUUCAAGAUGGAAAAAGAUGAGUCCAUUCCGGAGAUGUUCUAUAGACUCCAAGUGAUUGUCAAUUAUCUCAAGAACCUUGGAGAGAAAGUAAAGGAUGAGGACUUCUCACAUAAGUUCCUCAUGUGCUUGCCAAAGAGAUUCUCUACUUUAAGAAGAAUGAUCUUUAGAGAAGGAUUGAGCAAGGUGACUCCAAAUGAAGUGCUUGGUGACAUAAUGACCGAUGCUCAAUACAAUGAUGAUCUUAGUGAAGGAGAAGAGGACAAGAGGGAAAAGAAAGACAAGAAAGAGAAGAAUAUGGCAUUCAAAGCUUCAUCCUCCUCCAAGGGCAAGACCAAGAAAGAAAAGCCAAGUGAGGAAGAGAUUGAUAGUGAUGAUGAGGCUAAGGCUCUUCUAGUCCGCAAGAUGGGCAAGUUCAUGAAAAAGAAGGGCUAUGGUGCAAGAAAGAGAAGAGACUUCACCAAAGGCAAUGGCAAUGGAAGGCUUUGCUUCCAAUGCAAGAGCCCCGAUCAUGUGGUGCUCUUCAUCCACCACAACCAACUCAAGCUCAAGUAUGAGUGA